GUUUCCCCUCGGUCUCCCUGCAUCUCUCCAUGUGUAGUUCCCUGGACCUCCCUGCAUCUUCGUUUCUGAGCUCCUCAGUAGUAAAGGCAUAAAUAACCAGUGGAUGGGAGUUAGAGUCACGAGCCAAGGUCCUGGUAAAAAUGUAAUGACUUGUGCGCAUCACUAUCAGGAUUGGGACAUAACCCCAGGUCUUUAUGUUCCUCACCUGCUGACGGGUCAGUGCUACCUCUUAGGAGAUGACCUGAAGGUGGGGGAAGAAGAAAGGAGCUGGCGGAGGGUCGUUUGUGAUAGAGAACACUUAACAAGACGUCAAAAGGACCACGACUGGUUUGCCUACUGCCAGCAGGGUCAUGGAGCAUCUUUUGCAAAGGAUAACAUAUCCCUUCUAUUUGGAGCACCAGGAGCUUAUCAGUGGAAAGGAAUAGUAAGAAUGGAGGUUUUGGACAAUCUGGACAUCUACAGUGUGGAUGCUCGCGAGACUGGAAAUAUUGACGAUUUUAACCCAAAACUCAUUCCUCUUAAGUCAAACAGCUACCUGGGAUUCUCCAUUGACUCUGGAAUGGCCCUCAUCAGGAAGGGCGAGCUGACAAUCGUAUCAGGAGCACCCAGAGGAGGUUACAGCGGACAGGUGGCAUUUCUGAAGGCAGACCCUAUGGCACAGAGAAAUCUGUCUGUGGAGCUGGUCCUCUCUGGACCAGGCCUGGCCUCCUCCUUUGGCUAUGAUUUGGCAGUGGUGGAUCUCAACAGUGAUGGGUGGGAUGACCUCGCUGUGGGAGCACCGCAGUUCUUUGUCAAAGAUGGCGAGGUUGGAGGAGCAGUCUAUAUCUAUAUCAAUAACAAAGGAAGAAACUGGGAGAAUAUUGUUCCAGUCAAACUUCUCGGACAUAAAGACUCCAUGUUUGGCCUCGCAGUAGAAAAUAUUGGAGACAUCAAUCAAGAUCAUUAUGGAGAUAUUGCAGUGGGAGCACCGUAUGAGGGCUCUGGACUUGUAUACCUUUACUAUGGCUCUCCAGAUGGUGUCAACAGAGAGCCUGGACAGAUAAUUUCAUCACAAUCAAAGAAAGUGAAACUGUUUGGAUAUUCUCUGACUGGUAACCUGGACGUGGAUGAUAAUCAGUAUCCUGACUUGGCUGUUGGAUCUCUCUCUGAUUCCAUUUUUGUUUACAGAGCAAGGCCAGUGGUCACCGUCAGCACCGCUCUUAAGAUUGCACCAAAUGAAAUAGACAUCGCAAAGAAACGAUGUGAUGAGCAAAUAUGUUUUUUUGCAGUCGAAGCAUGUUUUACCUACACAGCACAUCCUGAGUCGUUCAACCCUAAACUGAUGCUCAACUUUACUUCUGAUGCUGAUUAUGAGAUGAAAAAAUCAAGAGUCAGGGUCAACUUUAUGGAUUCAUCUCAAGGAAAGCUGGAGCUGUCUGGUCAAGGGAGACAGGCCUGUCACAAAACUACGCUCCGGCUUUUGAGAAAUAUCAAGGACAAGCUGCAGAAUAUUCCUAUCUCUGUCACUGUGUCUCUGAGCUCCAGUCAGACAACCAGUGCUAGUGCGGAUCAGCUCAGUUUUACUCCUGUCCUCAACCGCUACCAGCAGAAGACCACUUCCUCAGAGAUCGUUCUAAUAAAUAGAGGCUGUGGCAGUGACAAAAUUUGUCAAAGUAACCUGGACUUACAGUACAAGUUCUGUUCCAAAAAAACUCAAGCCGGUCAAGAUGUUUUCAAAUCACUGGCCAGUGAGGAUGGUGUUGCGGUCAUCACUCCAUCAGAUGAAGACAUAGCUUUGGAGAUCACUGUGACUAACAAAAACGGGGACGAUGCACACCAGAGUCGUUUGGCCAUUACACUCCCGGACAUAGUGCGCUACUCAUCCUACUCGACCACUGCAGAAAAACAAGUGAGUUGUACAGACAACAGGAUGCCAAUUGCCUGUGACCUGGGAAAUCCACUCCAAAGAGAUGCUGAAGUAACGUUUUAUGUCAUACUCACAACUUCUGGCCUCACGUUGAGCACAAAAUUGAUUAACAUCACUUUACAGCUGGAGACGACGAGUGAGCAGACCAUAAAGCCAAUACAGGCCUUUGCCAAAGUUGUUUUUGAGCUGCAGUUGCAAGUGAACGGGAUCGCUAGACCUUCUCAGGUGUCAAUUGGUGAUAUUGUAAAGGGCGAAAGUGCGAUAAAAUCUGUGGAUCAAAUAGGAAACUCAGUUCAGUAUGAAUUUAGGAUAACGAAUUUGGGCAGACCUCUGAAGCAUUUUGCAAAUGCAUCACUGAGCAUCUACUGGCCAAAGGAGAACUCUGUAGGAAAGUGGCUUCUCUACUUGACUCACAUCACCAAUGAUGGUGUGCAUUCUGUCCCCUGCUCACCUGUAGAUGAAGUCAGUCCACUUAAACAUGUAAAGGGCUGGCAUGACACAGCAAGAAAAAGACGUGAGGCUGAACAUAAAGCCCUCUCAACUGAUGGAUUCACAUUUCUUCCAACAAAAAGAAAAUAUAAAACACUGACCUGCUCAGAUGGAUUGAAUUGUGUGGAGAUACGCUGCCCUCUGCUGGGCCUGGACAGUACUGCACGGAUUGUUCUGCAUUCUCGCCUUUGGAAUGCCACUUUGGCAGAGGAUUACAGCUCUUUAAACUAUCUUCUCAUUGUUGUUGAUGCAACUCUGACUCUAACCAACGCUCCAGAGAACAUUGGACUUAAACCAGAAAAACUCAGGACAAAGGCAAAACUGACAGUGUUCCUUGAGAGAAAGACUGAAUUCCUGGUCAAAGUUGCGUGGUGGAUAAUCCUCCUGACAGUCAUGUCUUUGCUGCUGCUGUUGGCCUUUUUAGGCUUCCUACUGUGGAAGCGUGGGUGCAUCCACUGCAUUGAUCAUAAGAAGAAGUUCUCAGAUAAUGGAACUCCAAACAUAGAGACAGCGCCCCUUAAAGGCUAAAGGGCAAACCUUAAGGACACCUUGAAGGUUUAAGAACAACACUGAGGCUUCCAUGGCAAGCUGUUGUUUUAUAUUUUCUACUAUCAGCACAGAAUUAUCUGAUCAUUUUAUGAUGUGUUAGGAUUAAUUUUUUUAUUGUUUUGGUUUUUGUUUGUUUUGUCACCCAAUUUAUUUGCAUGUUUACACUUUUCCAGCAUUUUCCCCUUUUCAUUUCUGUCUCCCUCUUUUUCCUUUGUUGUUUAUUUCCCGACUUAACACUUUCUGUUGUAUGUGUGCAAGUGCACUUACCAACAUGGUGUGGAAAGUUGAUUAUGUCUCACCUCAAAUGCUCAGCAUCUUGGCUACAUAACAAAAAAAGGAGA
Maylandia zebra (zebra mbuna) is the source of this 3285-nucleotide messenger RNA. Its product is annotated as integrin alpha-6. Gene Ontology annotation, cellular component: integrin complex; external side of plasma membrane. The record is from RefSeq and is a predicted model, not a curated record. Gene Ontology annotation, biological process: cell adhesion mediated by integrin; cell-matrix adhesion; leukocyte migration. Gene Ontology annotation, molecular function: integrin binding. NCBI's taxonomy places the organism in Eukaryota, Metazoa, Chordata, Actinopteri, Cichliformes, Cichlidae.